Nanorana parkeri is the source of this 2977-nucleotide messenger RNA. It is a transcript of the gene UNC45A, whose product is annotated as unc-45 myosin chaperone A. Lineage: Eukaryota; Metazoa; Chordata; Amphibia; Anura; Dicroglossidae. The coding region runs from base 92 to 2914 and encodes 940 amino acids. Gene Ontology annotation, molecular function: Hsp90 protein binding. The transcript has 20 exons. The record is from RefSeq and is a predicted model, not a curated record.
AUGCGGCGAAGACAGCCGACUACACUCUACUGUACAGCCGGGGCGGCAGCUGGGAAACACCGCGGCUUGGACUGAGGCCUUCGUCCUGGAAAUGGGAGAGACCGGCGUCGAGAAGAUGAAUUCGGAAAAUCUACGAGAAGAUGGUAACAAGCACUUUAAAUCUGGGAACUAUGAAGCAGCAAUAUUGUGUUAUACAAAUGCAAUCAAAAUAUCUAGCGAUAAGCAGGAUGCAGCGGUACUACACCGAAACCGAGCCGCCUGCCACCUGAAACUGGAAAACUACACAAAAGCAGAGGAAGAUGCAUCAAAAGCUAUAGAGGUGGAUGGCGGUGAUGUGAAGGCCCUGUUCAGGCACAGUCAGGCCAUGGAGAAACUGGGGCGCAUAGACCAGGCCAUCCUUGAUCUUCGCAGGUGUUUGACGUUGGAACCCAAAAAUAAAGUAUUUCAGGAUGCUGUAAGAAACCUGGGAGUCCGGGCACAGGAAAAGGUGCAGCUCAUGUCCUCCACAGAUUCCCGAGUGGACCAAAUGUUUUGCAUCUUGCUCGACCCCGAUGAGAAAGAUGUUGAAAAGCAGCAGAAGGCGGCACAGAAUUUGGUGGUCUUGGCUCGAGAAGAUGCCGGAGCAGAGAAGAUUUUCCAGAGUGAUGGAGUCCGCCUCCUGGUACGACUAUUGGACACUAAGAAAGCAGACAUGAUGUUGGCUGCUCUGAGGACUUUUGUUGGUCUCUGCACUGGUCAUCAGCCUCGAACAUUGGCUAUCCUUCAUGCGGUGAGUAUGGAGAAGUUUUGUGCAGUGAUGGCAGUGGAUGAUGAGCCAGUAUCUCUUGCUGCAUGCACCGUCCUCAAUACCAUGUUUGAUACUCUGAAAGAAGACAUGAAAAAGGAUAUCCGAGCAAAGGAAGGAGCAAUUAUUCAAGAUCCCUCUAAGGAACUGAAGUCAAUGAUUCAUCACCUGCUUGAGAUGCUAACUCAGGCAAAUGUGUCCUCACACGGCAGAGAGAAUUCUCUUAAUCUUCUCAUAAAAGUGGUACCACGGAAGUCAUUGCGUGAUACCAAUAAUGGAAUGACCUUGUGGGUCAUUGAUCAAGGUUUGAAGAAAAUCCUUGAAAUAGGAAGCUCCCUAGUGGAGAUCCCAGGCAGCCUGUCCAUUACAGAGACCACCAGAAUGAGCGCUUCUGUCCUGCUAAAUAAGCUCUUUGAUGAUCUCAAGUGUGACGCAGAGAGAGAGAAUUUCUACAAGCUUUGUGAAGAUUAUGUUCGGAGCUGGUUUGAAGGUCACGGUAUGGAUGGGAAACUACGAGCCAUACAAACUGUCUCCUGCUUAUUACAGGGCCCAUCUGAGGCUGGGAAUCGGACUCUCGAACUUACAGGCAUAAUGGAGAGUAUUAUAGCUCUGUGCGGUUCAGAGCGGGAGAUUGAUCAGCAGGUGGCAGUUGAGGCAUUGAUCCAUGCAGCUGGCAAAGCUAAGCGAGCCUCCUUCAUCACUGCCAAUGGGGUGACCUUACUCAAGGAUAUUUACAAGAAAAAUGAAAAUGAUGCCAUCCGUAUAAGAGCCUUGGUGGGUUUGUGUAAACUGGGAUCAGCAGGUGGCACAGACUUCAGCAUGAAACAGUUUGCAGAAGGAUCUACUCUCAAGCUGGCUAAACAAUGUCGCAAGUGGUUGUGCAAUGAGAAUAUUCAGGCAAGCACCCGCCGAUGGGCAGUGGAAGGCUUGGCCUAUCUAACAUUUGACGCUGAUGUUAAGGAGGAAUUUGUAGAAGAUAAAGCAGCUUUACAGGCCAUGUUCAGUUUAGCAAAGUCACAAGACAAGACUGUCCUUUUCGCAGUUGCAUCCACCCUGGUGAACUGUACAAACAGCUAUGAUCGUGAAGAAAUAGACCCACAGAUGUUGGAACUGGCAAAGUAUGCCAAGCAGCAUGUUCCUGAGGAGCACCCGAAGGAUAAGAAAGAAUUUGUGGAGGCACGGGUGCAGAAGUUACUGGCGGCAGGAGUGGUGUCUGCUCUGACAUGCAUGGUGAAAAAUGAAAGUCCUGCACUAACUGAUUCCUCAAGGGAACUGAUAUCCAGGGUCUUUUUGGCUUUGGUUGAAAAAGCUGAAGAACGAGGAAACGUUGUAGCUCAAGGAGGAGGGAAGGCUUUAUUACCACUUGCAUUAGAAGGAACAGAGACGGGGAAAACCAAAGCAGCGCAAGCACUGGCCAAGAUAACAAUUACAUCAAACCCUGAAAUCGCCUUUCAGGGUGAAAGGAUAUAUGAGGUUGUCCGGCCAUUGGUCAGCCUUCUUCACCUAAACAGGACCGGCCUGCAGAACUUUGAGGCACUGAUGGCAUUAACAAACCUAGCAGGAAUCAGUGAGAGGGUGAGAGGUAAAAUCAUCAAGGAGAAGGCAGUGCCCAUGAUUGAGGGUUAUAUGUUUGAAGAACAUGAACUGAUAAAAGCAGCUGCAACUGAAUGUAUGUGCAACAUGGCCAUGUGUGAAGAGGUUCAGGACCUGUUCAUGGCAGAGGGAUCCGAUCGCCUGAAACUAGUCGUCUUAUACAGUGGAGAGGAUGACCAGCGACUACGUCGUGCAGCUGCCGGGACUGUUGCUAUGCUGACUUCCCUGCAGCCCAAGAUUUGUCAAAACAUUCCACAAGUGACUGCUCACUGGCUGGAGAUUUUGCAGUCUCUGCUUCUCAGUGAGAACAUAGAGCUGCAGCAUCGAGGUGCUGUCAUCGUCCUGAACAUGAUCACUGCAGACAAGGAGCUGGCACAGAAACUGAUGGAAAGUGAGACAUUUGAGAUCCUGACUGUUCUUGCAAAGAAUGAAGAAGAUGAAAAGAAAAGAUCGGUAGCACAAGUGGCACAAAAGAGUCUGACCACAGCUGUAGAGUAUGGAUUAAUUAUGCCCAAUGUGUCUGCACAGUCUGACUAAGGAUUGGGGACCGUGCAUGGUACGUUCUGUGUGAUACUCCCAUUGGCAGAGUCAUAAGAUGGU